Molecule: messenger RNA, 1059 nt
Organism: Fulvia fulva
Lineage: Eukaryota; Fungi; Ascomycota; Dothideomycetes; Mycosphaerellales; Mycosphaerellaceae
Product: Ribose-5-phosphate isomerase
Exons: 1
Coding region: 1-1059 (352 amino acids)
Biological process (GO): pentose-phosphate shunt, non-oxidative branch; D-ribose metabolic process
Cellular component (GO): intracellular membrane-bounded organelle
Molecular function (GO): ribose-5-phosphate isomerase activity
Source: RefSeq, a predicted model, not a curated record
AUGCUAUCCAGGUUUCAAACAACCCUCCGAGCCACGACACACUACCUCUCGCACUCCACCAAUACCCCUGUCUCUCGAGCGACACCUCGCUGGCCUCAACCCUAUCGGUACUUCCCUCACCACACUCGCCCUUUCACCUCAACCACCACCACAAUGUCCACCGACCCCACCGCCUCAAUCACCGCCCGCCUCGCCGACAGAUCCCUCUCCACCAUCGAAUCCGCCAAACGCAAAGCCGCCUACCGCGCCGUCGCCGAGCACUUCUCCCCCACCAUGCGCUUCGUCGGAAUCGGCAGCGGAUCCACAAUCAUCUACGGCGUCGAAGCCAUAAAAGACGCCCUAGCCGCCAACCCUCCCCCCCCCGGCCACAUGAACUGGUUCGUGCCGACAGGCUGGAACUCGCGCAAAGUCAUCGAAGCCGCCGGCCUCACACCCAUCGCCUUCGAUUCCCUGCCUGCUGAUACACUAUUGGAGGUAGCGUUUGACGGCGCGGACGAGGUGGAUGAGGAGUUGAAUUGCAUCAAGGGCGGAGGGGCCUGUCUCUUUCAGGAAAAAUUGGUAGCCUGCCGCGCGAAGAAAUUCGUCUGUAUAGCAGAUUACCGCAAGGACCAGUCCCGGCUUUUGACACAAUGGCCCACAAUCCCCAUCGAAAUCGCACCCAUCGCCUACGCGUCCGUCCUCCGCGAACUGCGCGCCUUGGGAUCGCCCGCGCCGGUGUUGAGGGAACACACCUUGUCUAAGACGGGGCCAGUACAGACGGAUCAGAGUUUUUACAUUGUGGAUGCGCCGUUCAAGCAGCUGUUGACGUCGAAGGAUCUGGCGGCGGGGAAGGACGGGUCGGGGAAGGAUGGGGUAUGGGAUGUUGAUACGUUGGCGAGGACGAUAAAGGGGAUUGCGGGAGUGUUGGAGGUGGGGUUGUUUCAUGGGAUCAAUGGUAUACAGGCACAAGCGCUGGGGCUGCAGGGAGGGCAGAAGCCGGUGGCGGUGUACUUUGGUUUGGAGGACGGGGAGGUCGAGGUGAAGAGGUACAGCGAGCUGGAGCAGACGGCAUCCGCAUAG